AACUGCUAGUCAGUUGUGAUGAGUUCCCUCCAUGCUACAAACAAACUACUCCACCUUCUCCACAAAAAACUAUCUCCCAAUCAGCUCACUUUACAAAUCCUCUCUUCUUACCCUUCAUUUCUCAUCUCUCUCCCACUCAAUCUCUCUCCACUCUCAUCUCUCCCACAGCCCACCUCAAUUUCCCACCCACUUCAACAACCCAGUUCCCUACAAUGGCGCCUCAUGAUGCGCAGACACGCCUCAGACCCCUAUCCUAUCAAAGCACUCACCUUUUUCCAAGAAAUGGUGAAUCUUGAUGACCCAAGUUGUUCGAUUUUCGAUCCGUUUGUUUAUGCUUCUUUGAUCAAAGCUUGUAAUAGAAUUGGAGCUGUAAAAGAAGGGAAAUCGGCGCAUUGUUAUGUUAUUAAAGUUGCUUUGGAUUGUAAUGUGUAUAUAUUGAAUAGUUUGGUUCACUUUUAUUCUGGUUCUGCGAAGUUGUUGAAUUAUGCUCGUGUGUUGUUUGAUAGAAGUUGUGAAAGAAAUGUUGUUACUUUUAAUUGUAUGGUAUCGGGGUAUGUGAAAGCUGGGGAUUUUCGUGUUGGGUUGAGUUUGUUUGUGAAGCUUUUGAGGGGUGGUUUUGGAUUGAGUUUGAAGCCGAAUUAUGUGACUUUGGUGAUUUUGGUUUCCGGUUGUGUUCAGGUUGGGGGAUUUAGUGUAGGAAAUUCUCUUCAUUCAUAUUGUUGUAAGACAGGAUUGGAGUUGAAUAAAGAGGUUUGUAAUGUUCUUAUUGAUUAUUAUGCGAAAUGUGAGUGUAUUCAUAAGGCGGCAAGAGUGUUUAGUGAUAUGCCUGAAAAGGAUUUAGUGUCAUGGAAUACGAUGAUCACAGGUUAUGCUAAGAGUAGUGACUCCAGGAAAGCAUUUGUUUUGUUUAGGAAGAUGAGGAAUAAUAAUAUAGCCAUAGAUAGAGUGACUUUAAUCGGUUUGAUUACGGCAUGUGCUAAAAUUAGAGACUGUAAGGUUGGAAAUGCUAUUCAUGGUUAUGCAAAAGUGUGGGGACUGGAUAGCACCGUUGCUCUUGGAACUGCAUUGAUUAACAUGUAUUCUAAAUGCGGACUGAUCCAAUAUGCGAGAAAAUUGUUUGAAAAACUCCCUAAACAAUGUAUUGACCCUUGGAACUCCAUGAUACAUGCCUAUGUUGAAUGUGGUCUCUGUAACGAAGCUCUAGAUCUAUUCCCUCAGAUCCAGUGUCAGAAACUGAAAGUAGAUGAAACUACCAUGCUAGGUUUAAUUUUGGCUUGUCGAAAUGCAGGUGAGUUUCAUGCUGGUUGGCAUUUACAUAAUUAUAUAGAGGAAAGUAGUCAUCUCCGUGGGAGUACUCAUCUGUGCAAUGCUCUUAUAGACAUGUAUGCAAAAUGUGGGACCAUGGAUCGAGCUAAAAGUGUUUUUGAUGCUAUGUCGAAUAGAGAUGUUAUCUCAUGGACAACUAUGAUAACGGGGUAUGCUAUUAAUGGCGAAGUGGAGGAGGCUAUAGUUACUUUUAAGCACAUGGAUGCUGAAAAAAUUAUGCCGAAUUCAAUCUCAUUUCUUGGAGUUCUGUUAGCAUGUAACCAUGCUGGUAGGACAGAAGCUGGCAGAAAUUUUUAUGCAAUAAUGCAGCAGGUGUACCAAAUUGAACCAACAAUAGAGCACUAUGGGUGCAUGGUCGAUAUGGAUGCUCGUGCUGGAAUGCUAGGGAAUGCCUAUCAAUUUGUGAAGAAAAUGCCGAUAGAACCAAAUGAGGUUAUUUGGAGGAUGUUAAUGAACGCUUGUAGAGUUCACAACUAUUCUGAUUUAGGGCUAAACAUGGUGAAUGCACUUAAACUACUAAAGACGAUUGAUCCAGAAGAUCAUGUUCUUUUUUCUAACAUUUUUGCUGAAGCAGAGAAGUGGGAUGAUGUUUUAUGCCAAAGAAGUGUGAUGCUAGUUCAGGAAGCUACAAAAGUGGCCGGAAAGAGCUCAGUCUCCUUCUUAACAGAGUGAAGCUCUAGGUGUGGGGAGUUUUUUUUUGCAUGACAUCAAAAUUUUGUAGCCCGAGGCAUAUGGCUGCUAAAUUAAAUCCGUGAAAGUAUUGAUAUUAGCCCGAUGAUGAUAGAGAAGCCAUGACAUGACGGAUUAUGAACUUCACUAAUGUCUCCGGAUCUUCGCAGGAAAGAGGUAUGUAGUAGAUUAUAUUUGCUUUUGAUAUCUAAUACCUACAACAGCUUUCAAGGUGGACUGCAUUAAUUUACAUUUAGUAUGUAAUUGAUACGUAUAACAUCCCUCGACUCUAGUCCUUUGAUGCAUGAUAUCUGAUUCACCUUUUGAUACUUCAUGCUAAUUGCUA
Messenger RNA from Daucus carota subsp. sativus, 2341 nucleotides. RefSeq names its product putative pentatricopeptide repeat-containing protein At3g05240. Bases 19 to 1998 code for a protein of 659 amino acids. The record is from RefSeq and is a predicted model, not a curated record. Gene Ontology annotation, molecular function: protein binding. Lineage: Eukaryota; Viridiplantae; Streptophyta; Magnoliopsida; Apiales; Apiaceae. The transcript has 2 exons.